This is a messenger RNA of Salvelinus sp. IW2-2015, 4600 nucleotides long. NCBI's taxonomy places the organism in Eukaryota, Metazoa, Chordata, Actinopteri, Salmoniformes, Salmonidae. The record is from RefSeq and is a predicted model, not a curated record.
AGCUGGAGGCAGCGAAGAGGAUGCGUGCGUCUCCGGUGGACUUGAUUGCGUGUUUGGGAAUGUUUUUAACGAGGGUGGAUUUCCUACACUUGAACAAAUAAUUGUUUCCCAAGAUCACACCCACUGAAUUGAAUGGUUAUGAGUCCCGAGAAUGUUCAUGGAAUUGUUGGAAAUUCUGGAAAAUAUUUUUUUCUGCAACCAUGUUUGAUCGCGACCAGAGAGGAAGAUAGAAUCAGCUUGCUCUAAACGCUGUUGCCUUAGGUUACAUAUUCAGUAUAGGCUACUUCUGUCAACUGGAAUACCCAAAGGAACAAGGUGGAAUAGUUUUUCUUCGUCCUAUUUCUAUUCUGCAACCCACAGAAGCCCUGCUGUAGUAGGCCAAUGUGUUUCAAACAAUGAAACAGAAGUGUAUAAUUUUUUGACUGUCAAAUGUCAUAGUCAAAACGUACUGGACUGAGACGAUUCCGCUGGACUUUUUCUUUACUGCCAAGGACGUUGGAAUUAGUCAACCUGCCCUCGGGGCAAUUAAUAAGAUUUGGUGAGUGAGAUUGCCUAGCAGUAGCAGCAAUGUCUCGACUGUACUACAGGAGGACAGACAACUCCUCCUACAGGGACCGGAUCGCUCUGAGGAUUGUCAGGGCCGAGUCUGAACUGUCUGGCCUGGAGAAGAACUACCUGGGAGCAGUGGAGAAAGGAGACUACGCCUCAGUCAAACAGGCUCUAGAGGAGGCAGAGAUCUACUUCCGGAUCAACAUUAACUGUAUAGACCCGUUGGGCCGCACAGCUCUGCUGAUCGCUAUUGAGAAUGAGAACCUGGAGAUUAUAGAGCUGUUGCUCAGCUAUAACGUGUACAUCGGUGACGCUCUGCUACACGCCAUCCGUAAAGAGGUGGUGGGGGCCGUGGAAUUGCUGCUCAACCACAAGAAGCCCAGCGGGGAGAAACAGGUUCCUCCCAUCCUAUUGGACAAGCAGUUCUCUAACUUUACUCCUGACAUCACACCCAUCAUCCUGGCAGCUCACACCAACAACUAUGAGAUCAUCAAACUGCUGGUGCAGAAGGGGGUGUCCAUGCCCCAGCCACAUGAGGUGCGCUGUAACUGCAUGGAGUGCGUGUCCAGCUCUGAUGUGGAUAGUCUUCGUCACUCCCGCUCUCGUCUCAACAUCUACAAGGCCUUGGCCAGCCCAUCACUCAUAGCCCUCUCCAGUGAAGACCCUUUCCUCACAGCCUUCCAGCUCUCCUGGGAACUACAGGAACUCAGUAAGGUAGAGAAUGAGUUUAAGUCGGAGUAUGAGGAACUAUCUCAGCAGUGUAAACAGUUUGCCAAGGACCUGUUGGACCAAACCAGGAGCUCCAGAGAACUAGAGCUGAUCCUGAACUACAGAGACGACAUCAACCCUCUACUGGAUGAGAACACCAAUGACCUGGCCAGACUCAAACUGGCUAUCAAAUACACACAGAAAGAGUUUGUAGCGCCAGCCAACUGUCAAGCUGCCUUGCGUCUCGUUGGUUACGAUGGUUCCCUGGAUGAGGCGUGUCAUGGCUUCAUCUGGACAGAGAUUAAACAGAUGUGGGAUGGAGGGUUCCAGGACUAUAUCCAUGACUGGUGGAACCUCAUGGACUUUGUUAUGAACGCUCUGUACCUGGCUACCAUUUCUCUGAAGAUCGUUGCCUAUGUCAAGUACAGUGGCUUCAGGGCCAGGAACGAAUGGCAGAUGUGGCAUCCUACCUUGGUAGCAGAGGCUGUGUUUGCCAUCGCUAACAUCUUCAGCUCCCUCCGCCUCAUCUCUCUGUUUACAGCUAACUCCCACCUGGGACCUCUACAGAUCUCUCUGGGCAGGAUGCUGCUGGACAUCCUUAAGUUCCUGUUUAUCUACUGCCUGGUGCUCCUGGCCUUCGCUAACGGGCUCAACCAGCUCUACUUCUACUACGAGACAGACGAGGGACUGAAGGGAUGCAAGGACAUUGAGUGGAAGUUUGCAAGAACCAAGUUGUGGAUGAGUUACUUUGAAGAGGGGGGGACUCUGCCUUCUCCAUUCAACAUCAUCCCUAGCCCCAAGUCAAUCUGGUACUUCAUCUGCUGGAUCAGGAAACACAUCUUCAAGAUCACCAGGGCCAAGAAAACAGAAACAUUUGGAACCAUAGGGAGACGGGCUGCUAUAAACGUAAGAAUAAACCACCAGUAUCAGGAGGUUUUGAGGAACCUGGUGAAGAGAUAUGUAGCAGCCAUGAUCAGAGAUGCCAAGACAGAGGAAGGACUGACUGAGGAGAACUUUAAGGAGCUGAAGCAGGACAUCUCCAGCUUUAGGUAUGAGGUCCUGGGGAUGAUGAAGGGGAAGGUGGGGCCCGAGGGUGGGGGCGUGGCUCUAGCAGGAAGUAAACCCAGUGAAGAGGCAGGGGCCUCCAUUUUGGUCUACCCUGACCACUCCUUCAAGUACUCCCCCAAGUUCUCCCCAGCCACGCCUAAGACCAACAUGUUUCCCGACACCACAUCCAUACUCCAGCAGAGGGCAGCCCCCUCCUCCACCUCCUCCUCCACAUCCCCUUCCACCUCUCAGGGCUUGAACCGACUGGUCAACGGCUCUGUGGUACCCUCUUGGGCCUCCACUGACACCUCCUCCAACCCCACCUCCUCCACUCCCAUCUCCUCUUCCUCCUCCACUCCCAUCCAUGCCUCCACCAAAGACAUGCUGUCCAGGAAAAACUUUCCCAAAGACAUCUGUGACUUUGGGCUCUACUCUGUGUCUGAGGAGAUGGGAGAGGCUGACCUGGAGGUGCUGGACUGUGAUGGAGAGAAGGAGGAGCAGGGUGGAGCGAGGGAGAGGACGUGUACAGAGAAGGAAGAGAACGAAGGGAGGGGAGAGUGAAGAGAGAGAGUCCAUGUUAAAACAGACUGUUGAGGAUGAGACUGAUACGUAGAAGGACUUAUUUUAAUGUAUCGUUAUGAUGCGUCUUCAUGGAGGCCUGUGUAGUAGCAUGCCUUGCUUCUCCAGAACCAAUUCAGCUCUCAGACUAAUAUAUUCUGGUCUAUAAGACAGAAUGUAUAAGCUGGAAAACAGGAGACAAGAAGUCUGUUUCUUGGUUGUGUCCCAAAUAGCACCCUAUUCUCUAUAUAGUGCACUGCAUUUGACCAGGGGACAAAAGGGCUCCUGCCAAAAGUUGCGCAAUGUGUAGGGAAUAGGAUGUCAUGUGGAACAAGCAGAUAAGACGUCAUUCUCCGACCAGGAUGUUUGGGAAACCUGUGAAUUUGGGGAAAGUUACUGGAGUUUUGCCACCCUAUACUGUACGUGAUAGAACUAUCAGUAUUUUAUUAACAGUCCCUGUCUCUGCUGCUUCCCCCAGUCAGCCCCCUGCUAUUUGCACGACAAUCCUUUGCCAUAAUGUAUAAUGGAAAACGCUAAUGAAUCUUGCAGGUAGAUCUAAAACAAUGUCACACAUUGGCAAAUUAUUCAAAACAAGUUGGAUGAUGCUGUCUAGUCUAUCUCGGGUGUUUCCCAAAAGGCACCUAAUUCCCUAUAUAGUGCACUACUUUUGAUCAGAGCCCUAUGGGGCAACACCUGGAGAAGUAUGCAGGUGUUCGCAGGGCUACUCCUGAUGCUCGCAGGGCUACUCCUGAUGCUCGCAGGGCUACUCCUGCCCCCCUCCAACCAAGCAUUCACGUGCCCUGUCUGCCACUGCAGCUGGAAAUCCAGGAUUGGGCUCCACUACCACCAGAAGACCAGACGUAGGGCCUAAAGAACGUUGUUUUUCUAUGCAAGCGAGUAAGACCUUUAGAUGCAACGUUUUCUUUCAAGUGAAAUCCCACAAGAGAUGCUAUACUGUACAUGUAGGGGAGAGUGGGGUAAGUUGAGCCCCCUAGGGAACCAUACACAAAAUUAAUAAUUGGACCAAGUGUUUAGGAAGAGGUKAUUUUAUGGAUUCUGUGAAGGAAGAUACAUGGAAAAAUUUGUGCGCAAAAAUGGAUUUUCACCAAGUCAAAUGAAUUUAUUGUGUUAGAGGUUUCAUGAUGCUUGUAUCUAAACCAAAGUAGAUCAUUUGAAGAUUGUUCUAUACAUCAGUUGAGGUUAUAGGCUGCAAUAUGAAGUCCUAAACCUAGCAUGAAAGUACAUCCUAGUAGCUGUGUUGGCUAAUAUGUCAAAAUGUUUGCCUUGGGGUAAGUUGAGCCAAUGGCCAUGGGGUAAGUUGAGCCAAUGGCAAGUUGAGCAAAUUGAAAUGUUUUCUUCCCAGGCCUAAUGCAAGGCAUUAUUGCUGGGAUAGGAGGUAACAUAUGUUGAAAUGUUAAUAGUGCUUUAAAAUGUACAGUGUUUUUUAGGUGUUAAGCCUGUGUUAAAAGAUGCAUAAACUUAUUUAAAGACAAAAAAGUGAUUGUAAUUGUGUUAAAGAUAGACAUGGUUUUAAAAAGUCAGUGGUAAUAUUUCAUUCAGUACAGAAAUGUGAAGGCGGCUUAACUUACCCUGUCCCAUGGUUCAACUUACCCCAUACUCUGAGUAAGUUGUGCCAAGAGACAACUUUUUUUGGACAAGUUAUGUUUUAAAAUCUGUAAUGUUUACUGGAAUUCUGAUUAUUUCCAGGGAUACACAACAUCCUGAAAUAUAUGUAGAU